Bombina bombina (fire-bellied toad) is the source of this 3246-nucleotide messenger RNA. It is a transcript of the gene FBXO46, whose product is annotated as F-box protein 46. Gene Ontology annotation, molecular function: protein binding. The record is from RefSeq and is a predicted model, not a curated record. The coding region runs from base 1820 to 3172 and encodes 450 amino acids. The transcript has 2 exons. Lineage: Eukaryota; Metazoa; Chordata; Amphibia; Anura; Bombinatoridae.
UGCUGGCCCUUUAAGGGAUCAGGUGACCCUCCCCAAGGGUGACAGCCGGACUGGAGCUGUUCCAGGAACACAAGCCGGCCUUCAUCAGAACCAGCAACUGGAGCUUGUAUGGGUCAAACCCAGCAAGGAACUGGGCUUGCUCUGCUACAGGAACACAAGCUGGCAAUCAUCAGAACCAGUGACUGGAGCUUGUAUCGGUCAGAACCAGCAAGGAACUGGGCUUGCUCUGCUACAGGAAUACAAGCUGGCAUUCAUCAGAACCAGUGACUGGAGCUUGUAUGGGUCAAACCCAGCAAGGAACUGGGCUUGCUCUGCUACAGGAACACAAGCUGGCAUUCAUCAGAACCAGUGACUGGAGCUUGUAUCGGUCAAACCCAGCAAGGAACUGGGCUUGCUCUGCUAUAGGAACACAAGCUGGCAAUCAUCAGAACCAGUGACUGGAGCUUGUAUCGGUCAAACCCAGCAAGGAACUGGGCUUGCUCUGCUACAGGAACACAAGCUGGCAUUCAUCAGAACCAGUGACUGGAGCUUGUAUGGGUCAAACCCAGCAAGGAACUGGGCUUGCUCUGCUACAGGAACACAAGCUGGCAUUCAUCAGAACCAGCGACUGGAGCUUGUAUCGGUCAGAACCAGCAAGGAACUGGGCUUGCUCUGCUACAGGAACACAAGCUGGCAAUCAUCAGAACCAGUGACUGGAGCUUGUAUCGGUCAGAACCAGCAAGGAACUGGGCUUGCUCUGCUACAGGAACACAAGCUGGCAAUCAUCAGAACCAGUGACUGGAGCUUGUAUCGGUCAGAACCAGCAAGGAACUGGGCUUGCUCUGCUACAGGAACACAAGCUGGCAUUCAUCAGAACCAGCGACUGGAGCUUGUAUGGGUCAGAACAAGCAAGGAACUGGGCUUGCUCUGCAACAGGAACACAAGCUGGCAUUUAUCAGAACCAGCGACUGGAGCUUGUAUGGGUCAGAACCAGCAAGGAACUGGGCUUGCUCUGCUAUAGGAACACAAUCUGGCAUUCAUCAGAACCAGCGACUGGAGCUUGUAUGGGUCGGAACCAGCAAGGAACUGGGCUUGCUCUGCUAUAGGAACACAAGCUGGCAUUCAUCAGAACCAGCGACUGGAGCUUGUAUGGGUCAGAACCAGCAAGGAACUUGUCUUGCUCUGCUACAGGAACACAAGCUGGCAUUCAUCAGAAACAGCGACUGGAGCUUGUAUGGGUCAGAACCAGCAAGGAACUUGUCUUGCUCUGCUACAGGAACACAAGCUGGCAUUCAUCAGAACCAGUGACUGAAACUUGUCUCUGUCACAACCAGCAAGGAACUGGGCCUUCUCUGUUACAGGAACACAAGCUGUCUUUCAUCAGAACCAGUGACUGGAGCUUGUAUGGGUUAGAAUCAGCAAGGAACUGGGUCUGCUCUAGGAACAGGAUUUACUCUGUGUCCCAACUAGCAAGGACCUGCUCUUUUCUAGAAAAACAAGCUGCCCUUCAUCAGAACCAGCGACUGGAGCUUGUAUGGGUCAGAACCAGCAAGGAAUUGGGCCUGGUCUGCUACAGAAACACAAUUUACGUUGGGUUAUAACCAGUACUGCAUCAUAGCAAAGAACUGAAUCUGCUCUGCUACAUGAAUAGGAUUUACUCUGUGUGAGAACCAGCACUGCAUCACAAUAAGGCAUUCAAACUGCUCUGAUACAGCAACAGGAUUUACUCUGGGUCAGUACCAGCACUGUAUUAUAGGAACAGGAUUUACUCUGGAUAAUCUUGAAUUCUGUUUCUCCAUGCCUACCCUUUGACCUUCUCUCCUUCUUCCGUCCUUAAGUCAUGGACCCCAAAACUCCAUCCCCACUGCACCUUUGGAGCCCACGUCCCUUUGGCAGUUACUCAUCUAACCAUCCUCCAGCUGCACGAGUUGGUACUUGUGAGGCCAACAGAGAGGAAACAAAAUCCACUGCAGAAGCUCUCCCCCAGCCCAUAGAUACUCCUUUAUGUCAGCAUCAGGAUGAUGAUUGUGUCCUUUUGGACACCUGGUAUGUCAUCAAGCCAGGGAACACCAAGGAGAAAGUGGCCUUUUUUGUUGCCUACCAGUGUGCAGGGAGUGGGAGCUCACCACGCAUGGGGGGCACCAAGGUUAAAGGUCGAUGGAGUGGGAGUGGCAGUUCUAGAGCCAAGAGACGACGACAUGCUCUUGACCCUGAUGCACCUUCCACAGUAGCUGAAAUGAUAGCUAUGGCUGAAAGCCGAGGAACACAGGAAGCAUCUCCUAGGCCUCCAGUGGUACUUGUGACAUCUUCAGAGGAAGAAGCAGAGGGAAGGUGUAAAAGUGUAGCCGAGGCAGUAGCUCAGUAUGAAGCAGAACGCACUGAGCGAGAGGUGAGAAUAGCUUUCCGUGUAGCGGAACGGCCAGGAGACCCAAUAACAUGUGACCUCUACCAGCUUCUAAGCCCUGAGCCUCACCAUGUACGGGUCCUUCUGGAAAAGAUGGAGACAUCACAAGCUGAGCAGGAAGAUAAGAUGCAAGACAAUGCUUCUGCAGCUGGGUUCCAUGUGGACUUGGUGUUGACUGGUGCUGUGGACCGUUGUGUCUUCUAUGGCGGUGAAGCAGGAGAAACAGAACCUCUGCCUGGCCAAUUGUUCUUUCCACAACUCUCUAAUGCACCUCCUCUACCCCCACCCCCACCACCUGCCCCACCACUUUGUCGCCUCUACCGCCAUGUUUCCCAUGACUUUCUGGAGAUUCGCUUCCAAGUUCAACGGCUCCUUCAGCCUCGACUCUGCCUACCAGGUUUGCCUGACCACGUCCUCCUGGCUAUUUUCAGCUACCUUCCAACACAGGAGUUGGCUGUCAUAAAGUGUACUUGCCGACGUUUCCGAGCACUUAUUGAAGAUUAUGGAGUCCAACCUUGUGACUCCCGUUGGAGUCGGGACCCUCUAUAUCGAGAUGACCCCUGUAAACAGUGCAAACGCGUGUAUCAAAGAGGUGAUGUGUCUAUUUGCAGGUGGCAUCCCAAACCAUACCACCAUGACUUACCCUAUGGAAGAUCUUACUGGAUGUGUUGCCGUAGACCAGAUAGAGCUGCACCUGGGUGCCAGUUAGGACUACAUGAUAAUAACUGGGUGCUACCAGGAGAGGGAACAAGAGGGAGAGGACACAGGGAGGGUGACGAGGGUAGGUGAAAUGAGAUGAGGGGUGGGUGGGAUAAUAGUGUACAAUGGUUUGAAUAAAAUAUACUAUUUAUGAGUGUCCUAUA